Parathielavia appendiculata is the source of this 2519-nucleotide messenger RNA. RefSeq lists its product as uncharacterized. Gene Ontology annotation, molecular function: ergosterol O-acyltransferase activity. Gene Ontology annotation, cellular component: endoplasmic reticulum membrane. The transcript is spliced from 3 exons. Gene Ontology annotation, biological process: ergosterol metabolic process. The record is from RefSeq and is a predicted model, not a curated record. NCBI's taxonomy places the organism in Eukaryota, Fungi, Ascomycota, Sordariomycetes, Sordariales, Chaetomiaceae. Bases 355 to 2061 code for a protein of 568 amino acids.
CUGAAGAACACGCACGCCGUGUUGUGGUUAAUGAAUCGCUGCCGGCCAGCAAAAAAAAUCCACAUUUCGUGAUAGGCAUUCAAUUCUGACGUUGAAACUGCUGUCAAGUGAUGCGACAGGGUGGAUCUAUACCUCCGUACCGCCUUCGAUUUAUCAAUCAUCCAGCCACUAUUACCGCGCAUCAUCCCGUUCACCCAGCCCAUUGCGUCGAGUCAGCCGAAAAAUAAACUGCCCCAGCCUUGCCGUCGAGGCUGCCAAACAUUCAGUGCAACGGCGCAACGUGGCGUGAAGAAGCCCAGAAACAGAGGUUGACUUUAGUUGAUUGCACUCGCUCUGCUGCCUUGAGGCAUCGUCAUGGCUUCCACCUCGGCAGACGUAUCGGACCGGGCCGCUGACACCGUCAUGCGACCCCGGCCGCGGAAGCCAAUUCAUUCUCAGCUCUCACACAUGAGCAACGUGUCCAAGCCAAACAGUGCGCUCGAUACCCCCAGCAAUGAUCAUGGCACCGGGACGACGAGUGGCCGCUCGACACCAGUACCCCUUGACGCACCUCCGUCAGUCAAGUCCCUCUCGACAGCCCGCAGGCAAGUCCGCGCAGAGCAGCGCCGCCGCCUCUUCCCCACGAUUGAGUUCGCUAGCCGCGUCUCCCACUUCGACCCGAACAGCGAUUAUCGCGAUUUCCAUGGCUUCUUCAACCUCUUCUGGAUUGGCCUCGCCAUCAUGGCCAUAACCACGAUGCUGCGCAACAUCAAAGACACAGGAUACCCUCUCCGUGUCGAGAUUUGGUCCCUCUUUACCGUGAAGUUGUGGCACCUGGCCAUCGCCGACUUCCUGAUGGUUGCCACAACCGCCAUAUCUUUGCCGUUGCAUCGCCUUUUUCGCGCCGCGCCGGCCGGCGGUCCCUUGACGUGGGCGAAGGGUGGUAUGGCCAUCAUGAGUGUAUACCAAGUCUUGUGGCUGACCUUCUGGAUUGCUGUGCCUUUCUUGUUGGAUUGGACUUGGACUUCGCAAGUUUUUUUCCUGCUCCAUGCUAUGGUGAUCUUGAUGAAGAUGCACUCAUAUGCCUUCUACAAUGGCCAUUUGAGCGAAACCGAGAAGCGCUUGCGCGCCCUCGACAACCCAUCAACCGCCUCGCGAGCCCCGGCCUAUCUUUACCCGACAUCAGAUAAUCCCAUGGGCACGAUAGCUAGCCCUACGAGACCGGAAGCAAGAGGCAAGGGCGGUGGUGAAGACGGUGCGCUUGGGGAUGCGGACGCGGUUGCCCAACUGCGCGAGGACCUAGCUCGAGAGUUGACGAGUCCUAUCGGUAACAUCACGUACCCAGCGAAUUUGACCUGGGCAAACUACGCGGAUUACAUUUGCUGUCCCACUCUCUGUUACGAAAUCGAAUACCCACGGACGGACAAGGUUGAUUGGAAGAAUUUAAUUUCCAAGAUAGUCGCCAUCUUUGGCUGCAUCUUCCUUCUAACAGUCAUAUCCGAAGAGUUCAUUCUGCCAGCUCUUGUUGACGCUUCCCGAAGGCUUGAUCCGUCCCUCAGACCCGCCGACUCGCCCCUGGCAACCACCGACGUGCUGCUAAUCCUCGCCGAGACGAUGUCGUGGCUGCUCUUCCCCUUCAUGUUGACCUUCCUGCUCGUCUUCCUCGUCAUCUUUGAGUACGUACUCGGCGCCUGCGCCGAAAUCACGCGCUUCGCGGACCGUCACUUCUACAGCGACUGGUGGAAUAGCACCGACUGGAUGGAGUUUUCGCGCGAGUGGAACACUCCCGUCUACAGCUUCCUCCGUCGCCACGUCUACAGCGCCAGCCGCCCGCACAUCGGCAAGGCUAACGCCACCGUCAUUACCUUUUUGAUCAGCGCCGUGGGUCACGAGAUCGUCAUGGCGUGCAUCACCAAGAAGCUACGCGGCUAUGGCUUCGUCUGUCAGAUGUUGCAGCUACCUAUUGUCAUGCUGCAGCGGACGAGAUGGGUCCGAGGCAAGAAGACACUAAACAAUGUGUGCUUUUGGUGCAGCAUGAUCAUGGGGCUGAGCUUGAUCUGCUCGCUAUACGUCCUGGUAUGAAGUACAUACCAGUGGCUAUUGAGUGCCAGGCAGUCAGCGUGUGGCACGUGGUACACUCCGCCCCAAGACUGACAAGGGAACUAUUGGGGGGAAUUGCCAUUUAUUUGUGUGACCACCUGGCUCUGUGACCAGUGUUCCCCCACGACCCCAUGGCCGACGCAUCUGAGCAAGUACUCAGCAAGGCGAAGCAUUCCCCAAUCUCGGGCAGUCAGGCCUGAAUGGUAGAUCGGAAGAAUGCAUGACGUGGAUCUGUGAGACCAGUGAAGGGAAGGGAAGGCAAUACAGCUGUGCAAGCAUUGUCUUCACGAAGCAUUCACGUAAGGAACAGAAGAUACCCGCUAGCGUUCAAAUAAUCGUGCAUACAUCGAAGAUGGUACACCAUCAGUUCCACUUGUGAGGUAGAUAGUAUAGUAGAUGAUAUGUGCUUGUCGUACAGCGAAACAACAGGGAGCCUGGAG